GAACGAACGAACGAAUCCAUGCGUGGUACGUCUACAAGAUGCUGUGUGUCGAGGUGUUUGGGGUACCGUUCAUUCCUGAACAUCACUCGCCUCAUUAUCCACCGGGUAUGAGUGUGUGCUCUUGAACUUGAGGCAACCAUCCAUCCAUCCAUCCAUCGGAUGUGCAGAACAACCGAGCUGUGCGUAGCCCUGGGCUCCAGGACAGUACGUAUUAUUGUACGUACAUGUAGGUAUAGCUUCAUGGUUGUCCGUCUCGGAAUCACGCCCGAGAGAAGUGGAGAGAGAGACACACACAAAAAGACGUGGGAUAGGAUCGACUUCGAGGCCUGUACAACAGUCCUAUUACGCCUACAUGUUUGCUGGUGGUGGCCAGAGAAGAUUCCCUCCGAUCCGAGAAGUGGACAUCUGGGGCUCUGAUAGUUCGUUUGACUGACCUGGGAUCGGAUCUGGAAGUGAAAGGCCCAAGUGAUUGACCCAGUGGAAGGUGAUGAAGGCGACGGGCUCUCUAGAUCGGAUCGAACGGGCCUCCUCGGUCUCUUCGGACACCUCGAGUUCGACCUCGUCGUCUUCAAGUAGCUCAUCGGAUGAGAAGGACCCCUUGCUGAGCGCCACCAUCGUACCCAAGCGGAGGUCUUCAUCCCUGGCCGAGGAUCAUCCUGAUGACAAUGCCGAUGAGGUGGAGUAUUUGUACGAGCAGGAUUUCUUCACCCUCAGGGCCGAAUGUCUAAAGGCCAAGAAGCUCUUUGAGGACCCCGAGUUCCCACCCGAUAAUGACCUCCUCCGGAAACGAAGUGCCAGACACUUUGAUGAUCUGGAGUGGUUGAGGCCGCAUGAGUUCGUCCGACCCGACGAACCCAUAUUGGUGUCGGAUCGGAAUGAAGGCUUUGAUAUUCGAGUGGGAUUGGACUCUUGGUUUGUGCCAGCCAUGGGUGCUGUGGCCGAGAGUGAAGCCCUUCUCAAUCAAGUGGUCCCUCAAGAUCAAGGAUUUACAGCCAAAGAAAGCUACGCCGGGAUCUUCCACUUCAGGUUUUGGUUUGGACGAUGGAUUGAAAUCGUGGUGGACGAUCGGCUUCCCAUUAAGAACGGCACACCUUUGUACAUGAAGUCGGCUUGCGUGGAGGAAUUCUGGCCUGCUUUGUUGGAGAAGGCGUAUGCCAAGGCCAAAGGCUCUUAUGAGCUCUUGAAUCAUUGGAUGCCAAUCGAUGGAUGCAUUGAAUUGACUGGAGGUGUACCAGAGCGGGUUCGGGACCUACCCGAUUUGCUCUCGAUGGAUGCCAGACACGCUGACCGGCUCUUCUUUGACCUUCUUCGAGCCUCGCAAUUGGGAAAUGUCAUCUUGGCCACAACUGCUAUCAAAACCCGACAAACCAGGCUAUGUCUGGCGGAGGCUGGUCAAUUGGGACUUCACGUCAAGUAUGCAUAUAGGGUCACUCGAGUAGCUUACCUGGGAGAGGGACAGCAGCUUAUCCGGGUGAAAAAUUGCUCCGGACCUCUUCAUGUCAAUUGGAUUGGAGCAUGGCAUCCCACCGAUACGAGAUGGGCCAAUGUCUCGGAGGACAUCAAGAAAGAGCUGGAAACCGAGACUUACCAGGAUGGUGGCUUUUGGAUGGCUUACGGAGACUUCCUGAAAUAUUUCAAGACUGUGGACAUUUGUCAUCUGAACCACGAGGUUGACCAAGAUAUCACGUUUCACGGCCGUUGGGAGGUGGGCCUGAAUGCCGGAGGCGUCCAAAAGGGGGACUUUAAGAAUUACUCAAAGAACCCACAAUGUUUCAUUCGCCUCAACGAUUGCGACCCAAGUGAUCCUGAUGGGCGUUGCUCGGCUGUGAUAUCUCUUAUGCAACGACGGGAACCAAAGAGUCGGGCCAAAGGCCUCAAUCAGGUUGGAUUCAAGGUUUACCGGGUUGAAGAUCACUGUGAGGAGCUCUCCACUCAAUUUUUUGCCUAUAGACGGAACGAUGGUUUUCACAAGUGUGUGGCCAAGACUCCCACUUGGCAAGACGGACGUGAAUCCAAUAUUAGAGUCCGACUUUCCCCUGGCAAAUACUGCAUCAUUCCUAGUACCUUCUUUCCCGAUCGCGAGGGCGACUUUAUUCUCCGGGUUCAUAUCGAACGAUAUUCCCGGGAAACGGCCGAUGAACUCAUGAAACGCCCCUUACACGCUAUCGAGUCGGUGGAAUGAAAACCCUGUUCCACUGUCUUCCCCUUUAGUGAUUAUCCAGUAACCAAAUACCACUGUGCACUAACGAAUCCAGUCUAUUUUCGAACGGCAUUAACCACUUUUGAAAGCUUAUAUUAAUAUCAAUAACAUUCGCUAACUUAUGAAGUAUAAUGAAUAAAUAAUCUCUGCACGUUAGGAUAGAAAA
Messenger RNA from Tigriopus californicus, 2366 nucleotides. Its product is annotated as calpain-B-like. Gene Ontology annotation, biological process: proteolysis. Gene Ontology annotation, cellular component: cytoplasm. The coding region runs from base 488 to 2182 and encodes 564 amino acids. Gene Ontology annotation, molecular function: calcium-dependent cysteine-type endopeptidase activity. The transcript is spliced from 3 exons. Lineage: Eukaryota; Metazoa; Arthropoda; Copepoda; Harpacticoida; Harpacticidae. The record is from RefSeq and is a predicted model, not a curated record.